Eimeria maxima is the source of this 831-nucleotide messenger RNA. RefSeq names its product GRA9 protein, putative. NCBI's taxonomy places the organism in Eukaryota, Apicomplexa, Conoidasida, Eucoccidiorida, Eimeriidae. The record is from RefSeq and is a predicted model, not a curated record. The transcript is spliced from 3 exons. The coding region runs from base 1 to 831 and encodes 276 amino acids.
AUGGCUCCCCUCCGAGUGCAGGUUGCAGCGUUGGCUGCAAUGGUGGCGGUACAGCUGAACGUCUCGGGCUCUCUUGCAAGUAAUGAGGCGGCACUUACUACUCCAGAAGGGAAUGGGAACGCUCUGACCGGCUUGGGGUUCCCAAGCCUCUUAGGUGGUGCUGGAUUUGGGGAGCUGGACAAGAUGCUGCACAGUUCGUUAGCAUCUCUCUUCCGCGGUUUCGGGGCCAUUGAUGGAAUGUUCCGCCCAGAUGCUUCUCCUCUUUCUCUCUCCUUUGUUGAGGGGGAUGAGAAGAGCUGCCAAAUUAGAAUCCGAGGAGGAAAUGUGGGAGGCCUUGCGAGUGGCAUGAAGCUGGGUCUGGACACUAAUCUGCGAAUGCUGCACGCCUCCGUCCAUCAGGAAGCGAGCCAGAAGAGCGAAAGUGGAGAGAAGAAGAUGAGUUUCCUGUCGCAGUCAGUUCAUGUUUCGAGCGCUCUGGGUCUUCCCGAGCGUUGCGUUGCGACGGCAGGCGCCUUGAUGUCGGGCUAUGGGGGCUACCUGUUGGAUGGUGAGGGAUCGGCUGGCCUGGUGGUUCUACCUUCACUCGCCUUGCUGAAGGAGAGCGUAGAAAAAGGGGAUUUGCCGGAGGGUGUUGUGGACGCCGUCAAGACUGGAGAUCAACACAAACUGCAGGAGCUCUCGGAGACGCAGCAGUGCCUUGUCGCCGGUUUCACAGCAGAGCAGUGCGUCCAGUUGGGGGGCAAGAAGCCAUCGGUGGCAUUUGUCCCCCCAUCUGAAGGUGCACAGUUGCCGGUCCCCCGCCUAGACGUCUCCCUGGACGUGUUGAGCUAA